Messenger RNA from Cheilinus undulatus (humphead wrasse), 2237 nucleotides. Its product is annotated as 5'-3' exonuclease PLD4. The record is from RefSeq and is a predicted model, not a curated record. Gene Ontology annotation, molecular function: catalytic activity. The transcript is spliced from 11 exons. Bases 165 to 1622 code for a protein of 485 amino acids. Lineage: Eukaryota; Metazoa; Chordata; Actinopteri; Labriformes; Labridae.
GUGAAACCAGGAACUGUACUGGCAUAAACACACUGAGAGAGAUAUCACUUCAGCUCAGCUACAGAUGAAAGCUGCGGAGGAAGAAGCAAGUUAGUUGUUAGCUCUUUGUUGUGAAAAGGUGUCAUCUGGUGUGUUUAAACAGGCGAGGAGAGCUGAAAGGAAAAAUGAACUCUGCGUAUACGAGACUUGAUGACGAUUCUGAAUCAGAAAAAGGGAGGCCGACCAGCUGUGUGACAUUAGUUGUGGUUUUGGCCUGUCUGACUGUUCUGGGGAUCGUGCUUGCCAUUGUUGUGCUGGAAAGACCAUCACCCUCUAAAGACGAGACAUUUCCUGAGGAGGACGAAUGGAACACUACUGAUCAGUGCAGCAUGGUCCUGGUGGAGAGCAUCCCUCAACAUGUGAAAUAUAAAGCCAAUGCAACAUUUGGUCUCCCUUUGGAAAAAGCCUGGAAAGAUCUGAUCUCAAUGGCAACGCACCAAGUGGAUGUUGUCUCUUUCUACUGGACUCUAACAGGGGAUGACAUCGGUGUAAACUCGUCCUCUGACUUACCUGGGAGGCAGAUCCUUAAAGCUCUUGAAGAGCUGCCCUCCAGAAACAUUUCUGUGCGAUUACUCUCCAGUGUUCCAAGUGUUCAAACAAACUCCUCGGAUUUUAAAAUACUAAAAGAAAAAGGAGUUCAGGUGAGGAGGGUGAACUUUGGACGCCUGACUAGAGGCGUCCUGCACAGCAAGUUUUGGAUUGUUGACAGAAAACAUGUGUUUAUUGGGAGUGCAAACAUGGACUGGAGGGCUCUCACACAGGUGAAGGAGCUAGGAGUAGUCGUCCAUAACUGCUCCAGUUUAGCAAAGGACCUGCAUAAGAUUUUCCAGUCUUACUGGGUGAUGGGAGAGCCCAACAGCACCCUGCCUCAGCCCUGGCCUGCAGCGUAUGACACUGUCAUCAACAAAGAGCACCCCCUGAUGGUGAAAACAGGCAAUGUCUCCAGCUUCAUUUACCUUGCAGCCUCUCCACCACCAUUCUGUCCUCCAUCAAGGACUCAGGACCUGGAGGCUAUCCUCUCCAUCAUCUCAGAUGCCCAGCGCUUUGUUGAUGUAGCUGUCAUGGAGUAUUUCCCCACAAUACGCUUUGAAAAGCCUCACAGAUACUGGUCCUUCCUUGAUGAUGCCAUCAGGACGACUGCAUUUGAGAAAGGGGUUAAAAUCCGGAUGUUGCUCAGCUGUGGGCGGGACUCUGAUCCAACCAUGCUGCCCUUUCUUCAGUCUCUAGCCUCAGUGGACAGCCCACAUCAUGGCAUCAACAUCCAAAUAAAAAUUUACAUCGUACCAGUGGGAAACCAGUCAGAUAUCCCGUACUCCAGAGUGAACCACAAUAAAUACAUGGUGACUGAUAAAGUUGCCUACAUUGGUACGUCCAACUGGUCAGGUGACUACUUUGUGACCACAGCUGGAGUAGGUCUGGUGAUUUCCCAGCAUGCUCCCCACCCUGUAUGGAAGACCGAGGCCCUGCAGAGCCAGCUCAAAGCAGUCUUUGACAGAGACUGGAACUCUGAGUUCGCCGUGCACCUCGAUGACCUGAAACACCACCCAGACUGUGCACUAUCAAGAGAACAGAAACUCCUUUAGAGAAGUUACACAUUACUUUGUGUCACUGUAAAUGCCCAACCACAGAUAGUGUAUGUUUCUGCAGGGAUUUAUCAGAGCCUCAAGAAGCUGUAAGGAUGUUUGUCAUGCAAGAUUGAAAACUAGUUUCUCUUGAGCCAGAUGGUCCAAAAUAUGUUCAGUUUUAGAGUAGACACAAUAACCUGCUUUUAUUUUGACUGCUUCUUGUAAAUAACUGAGAAAGACUGACGCCUUCCAAACCAAACUGAGAUUUUUUUUGUUUUUUAGACUAUUUUAUGUUUUUGACACUUCUUUGCACUGUUGAAGACAAACAGAAAUGUAGCUUAGUUUAGGGAGUUUAUAGUGUUGAAAGAAAAAACAUUCGAGGAGAUGUCUUCUCAAGUUAUCACAAACUAACUGAGAUGGAUGUGCAGUUUAUGACUUCUUAAAUUUAUCUUUAUAUACAAUGUAAAAUAUUUCAUGUGGUGUGUAUAAUUUAAUCACAAGACUAACAUGCUCUCCUACUUGAGGUGGAAAAAAGGGAGUAGUAAAAACUUUUGAAUUAUAAGCUUGUAAACAUAUGACCAGAUGUUUGUACUUUUGUUGAAAUAAAUUCAAACACUUGAAGACUUACCCUCA